Molecule: messenger RNA, 1149 nt
Organism: Cladophialophora carrionii CBS 160.54
Lineage: Eukaryota; Fungi; Ascomycota; Eurotiomycetes; Chaetothyriales; Herpotrichiellaceae
Exons: 1
Coding region: 1-1149 (382 amino acids)
Cellular component (GO): nucleoplasm; nucleolus
Molecular function (GO): protein binding
Source: RefSeq, a predicted model, not a curated record
AUGGUGUCGAAGACAGAAGGCCCACAAGCCACGCUGGAGCCGUCGUCGCAAGUCCUCUCGUUGGUGGCUGCCUUCCUCAAUGAACAUGGCUUCGAGUCCACAUAUAAAGCCUUGAGAAAAGAGCUGAAGCGAAAGAAUCAUACAGCUGACCUAGAAGCUCUCGAAUCUGGCUUCAGUUUAGAGGAUAUCGUCAAGAGCUGGAAAGAGCAAGAAACGCAAGGAUCUACAUCUGACGACGAUACCCCGGAGGAAAGCGACGCUUCCUCCUCUGAAUCAGAGUCGGACUCUAGUAGCGACGCUAGCGAUCAGAGCUCCAGCAGCGAGAGUACAUCCGAGUCCGAGACCGACUCAGAAUCUAGAGAAGAAGCCACCAAGACGAAGCCCUCAAAAGUGAGGAGAGCAAAACCCAAGAAGCGAGAAGCGUCACCUUCGUCGUCCUCCUCUUCCUCGGAUAGCGAUGCUGAUGAUGAGAACGAAGAUGGUCGAAAAGUCAAGCCUGCGCGCAAGAAUUCCCCGGCUGUCAUUCAGAAGAUUGAACCUGUCCGCAGUCUGAAGCGAAAGGCAGCAUCCAGCUCUUCAGACUCAGAGUCCUCCUCCUCGGUUGACCGAUCAGCUAAGAGGACGAAGGUAGCCAACGGCGACGAAAGGUCCUCCAGCGAUUCUGGAGGUUCUUCUGCCAGUUCCGAGGAGGAGACGUCAAGUACUGCAGACACAUCAUCGGCUGAAGAGGAGCCGGAUGACAAUGAGGACGACACCCCCACUCAGCUCCAGAAUCUCGCGAAAAAGUCGGCGCCAGCCGCUGUAGCUCCGUCAGAUUCCUCGUCGAACACUGUUAUGGGAGAUGUUGUUGAGCGAUCAGAGGAAGAUUCUCACCUAGCACACGGCAGGGGCGGGAAGCAGAGCGUGGCAAGGAAGACGCAUGUUGGCGCCAGACCAACUCCAUUAGCACAGCUCUCUGCCCAGUCGACUGCAUCUGACCAUAUCUCCAACGCCUACAAGAGCUACGAAUAUGCUGAUCGAGCAUACAAUGACUUGUCCGUGACCCGAGGCAAGGGGUUCACAAAGGAGAAGAACAAGAAGAAGCGUGGCAGCUAUCGCGGAGGAGCGAUUGACAUUAGCGGUGGCAAAAGCUUCAAAUUCGAGGACUGA